Prunus avium (sweet cherry) is the source of this 771-nucleotide messenger RNA. It is a transcript of the gene MGH3, whose product is annotated as male-gamete-specific histone H3. The record is from RefSeq and is a predicted model, not a curated record. Lineage: Eukaryota; Viridiplantae; Streptophyta; Magnoliopsida; Rosales; Rosaceae. Gene Ontology annotation, molecular function: structural constituent of chromatin; DNA binding; protein heterodimerization activity. Gene Ontology annotation, cellular component: nucleosome.
UCUACGUUUCAACCGACUCUCCCAAUCAAACGUCAUUCAUAUAUAAAGACCUGUACUUCCAUUCUCUCUCUCAUUCGCAUCAUUUCAAUCUUGUUCCAUCAAUCUCCUGAUAAUUGUGAAGAUCCAAAACCCUAGCCUCUUUCAUUUCGAAAGAUUCUCUGCGAAUUUUGUGAUUAAUUUGUGAAGAAAUGGCUCGUACCAAACAGACUGCUCGCAAAUCAACUGGUGGUAAGGCUCCGAGGAAGCAACUCGCCACCAAGGCUGCUAGGAAAUCAGCACCAACAACUGGUGGAGUCAAGAAGCCUCACCGUUACCGCCCUGGAACCGUUGCUCUUCGUGAAAUUCGCAAGUACCAGAAGAGCACUGAGCUUCUGAUCCGCAAGCUGCCUUUCCAACGCCUGGUUCGUGAAAUCGCUCAAGACUUCAAGACCGACCUUAGGUUCCAGAGUCAUGCUGUGCUUGCGCUUCAGGAAGCUGCAGAGGCCUAUUUGGUGGGUCUGUUCGAGGACACCAACCUAUGCGCCAUCCAUGCCAAGAGGGUGACAAUCAUGCCCAAGGACAUUCAGCUUGCUAGGCGCAUCCGUGGCGAACGUGCUUAAAUAUGUUUAGUUUGUUUUCAUAUUAAUUUCUUAGGUAAUUAGGUGUUUUAGAGCAGCAGCCAUUGUUACUUGUUUCUGUAUAGAAGUAAGCAUUUAUUUUUGAACUUCAGGUUGUUGAUACAUAUAUGACAUUAUAAUUUUGCCCAUCAAUAUGCUAUUCAGUUUUUCUUCA